GAGAGAUUUUAUAUUAGUCUUCCAACUCUUUAAGUGAUUUGGGUUCAAUUGCUCUAGUUAGAGGCUGAGAAUGUUCUGCCAUCUUUAUCAUUUUUUCGGGUGCAACUUCAGUUAUACCCAUAUACGUUCAAAUCAAAACCCCAAAAAAGGCUUCACCGGAGUGCAAAUUAGGAAACUAUUAUGCAAUGUCAGACUUAAAUCUGGUGAUUUUUGGUUGAUUUGAUAAUUUGGUAAUUACCCGUCCCUGAUUAACAAUUAUGCAAUAAUGAUUUGUAACAAGUUAGAUGGUAAAUAUAACAAAAGCACUAAGUUACCAACUCUUCAAACGAUUUGGGGAACUAACUCCAAGUUGCAAAGAUUUUGGGGACUAUUUUCAAAUAUGAAAUAUUUGGGGGACUAAUUUUAAAUAUGAAAGAUUUGACUCCGCCAAUGGCUUUAUACAUUAUGAAGUUGACAAAAUUGUUUUAACUAAAUAAAUAAGGUUUGAAAAUCAAUGAAGGAUACCAUGGAAAGUUAAAGAUUUUGACUUUUGGAAAGUAGCUUUAGUUUUCUUGACAAACUUUGUUAAUCUUAAAGUUAGUAGUGAGAAGAGGGUUUAAAAAUUUUGAAUUAUUAGACUUGAAAGUAUUAGUUGGCUUGCCAUGCGACAUUGGAACUGAUACCAAUUUUAUAUUUAAUCUGAAACUAUUGUGUAUUGUUUUUAUGAGGAAUAAUGUUAUGAAAAAUAUUAUAGAAAGUAUUUUAGAGUCCAAUUGGUCUAUUUCACCACUGUAGCUAUGUAUGGUAUAAUACCUUAGUCUUUAGGCAUUGUUACUAGAAUAUUAUAAAACAUAUCCAGGCAAGUUCUCUAGCCUCAACAAAGAAUAUCUCUUUGUGAGAAUACUAAAUUAUUAUAUGUCUUCCAACUUGAGAAAUGUGAACCCAAUAAGACUAUAAGUCCAAACCUAUGCACUUGUCAUAAAUACAUUUACUAUCGCCUAAGUAAGCAAGUGAUGCAGAAAUCACUGCCUUUUCACGUAAGAUUAACCAUCACUGUGAUCUUAAAGGAUAUAAAAAUUUAAAAUUAGUGUUGGAUAGAAGGGGAAAUCGUCAACCAAUUAUAAUGAUUAAACUGAAUAGAUCAAGCAUUUGUGUUCAAAAGAAUCUCCUAUGUUUAUAUAUGCUACAGGUUGAUGGUCAGAAGAUAUCUCAACAAGGACUUCAUAGUAAGUUCCAGAAUGACAAAUGGUUGAAUUACGCGACAUAAAGGUAUUUGGCUAAAUUCUGGUCAAGGCGAAGGUAUCAAAGAUCUCAAAGAGAGCUUGCUUUACUUUGAUAAGGUCUUGUUUGCUGCUAAUUUCUUGAGCUUUUAUCCUUUGUUAACUUGUUUUUAAUAGCAUCUUCGGUAAUAGGAAGUCUUGGCAGUUUCAAGGUAAAAUGUAUAAGGUUACCUCAAACUUUCUGUUGUCUGCGAGUAUUUUAGUAUGUCUUUUUUUACCAUUUAUUUCCUAAAUUUAUUUUUGAAGAACAGUACUUUUUUGGCAUGCGGUGUUGAUGGCUUCUAGAGAAUUGUCCAUUUUACCCUUAGCAAUAUUUCUAGGGGGUAUGUUUCUCCGAACUUUUCAAAGGUAUAAAUAUCUCAUUUUGGAAUGGAAAAGAAUUAGGGUUUUCUCUUAAGGGUAUCUCUCUGCCGACCUGAAAGCUUGAGAUCAAAUACAGAAAAGGAGCAAAUAGAAGCAAGAUUCCACUUAUAAAGUGUGAAUGCUAGGAUGAUAAGCGGAGAGCCCCCAAAGUUUGGUUUCGAGUGUAAGAAAAAUAAAAAUAUGCCAGAAAGUCACGAUCUAAUCAACAAACUCCCCCCAGAGUGCCUGAUGCACAUCUUCAGCUUCCUUGAAUCGUCACGGGAUCACUGUGCCAGUGCUGCAGUAUGUAGGAACUGGCUGAAGCUUCUGGUUGAGUUGAUUAUUCUCAAAGUUAGAUCAAUCACUUAUGACUAUUCGGAGACUAUACCAUUGUGUCGUCGACUCGAAGGGAGGUCAGCUAAUGAUAUUACACUUACUAAUUUAGGUGUGGGGACCUAUCCUCUUCAUCACUUGACUUCUCUUUAUCUGGGCGAUGUUCUUUUUGUUGGGAUCACUGAUGAUGGCCUAAAGAUUAUUGCACAACUAAGCCCCAUGCUUGCGUCUCUUACUCUUCAGAGCUGUUAUUCUGUGGGAAAUGUGGGAUUAAAGUCUGUUGCUGAAUUUUGCAAACAGCUUGAAAAGCUAGAGCUGAUAAAUUCGUUUAUUGAUGAUGAAGGGAUCAUGCCAAUAGCUGAGAAUUGCUUACAUUUGUCUGCACUGAGCCUAGAGCACUGUCCUCGGAUUAGCAAUGAAUUGCUGAUGGCAUUCGCAAACAAGUCUUUGCUUCUUAAGUCCAUCACCUUAAGAGACUGCGUACUUAUUGAAGAUUCUGCUAUCUUUUAUCUCAUAUCUAGUCAACCAGAGUUGAUGAGGAUCAAGCUUAUCUCUAUGAAUGUCGGUAAUGAAGUUCUCAAAGCAAUACAAGAGCAUGGACGGGCUUUAAAGGUGUUUUACCUAGAAAAAGUUCCAUAUCCGGGUGAGAUUCUUUAUCAAUGGAUUGAAGCAAUUGGAAAUCUUGAAGCAGUUAUUCCUCGUCCUUAUGCCAGUUUUACAAUAAGGAGCUUGGUCCGCUUAGAGAUUUUGGAAAUGGAGAGUUAUUUUUUGUUAAGUGAUGAUUUUCUGUUAGCACUGAGCCAAAUUACGAAGUUUCUGCAAAAAUUCAAGCUAAAGAAGUGUCGGGGAUUCACCUCUGGAGGAAUUCUUGCAGCAGUCGCAAACUGGAGCCAAUAUUUGGAGGUAAUAUCAUUGAUUAACUGCAUUAUAGUCGGUAAACAAGAAGUGACACAAGAACAAGCCUUUCGGAACUUCCCAUCAUUUAGAUCCCUCAAAUUGAUAAAAUGUGAAGGAGUUGAUGACUGCUUCUUAUCUUCAUUGGGGCCUGUGUGCAAGCAAGCGAAGCAUAUUACCUUGGAUGAGAUAGAUUCUAUCACUGACCGAGGACUCCAAGAUCUUGUAAGACACAACACUGAUCACUUGCUUCAGUUUUUACAUCUGGAUGGCUGCAUAGGAAUCAGUGAUGUGGGUUUAUGCUCAGUGCUAAGAACUUCAGGCAGAAAUAUCCAGUUCUUGACUGUGGAUGAUUGCACGAGUAUUACUGAUCAGAGUUUGAUGACGAUGGCAGAGAACUGUGGGAAACUAAAAACUCUUUUUGCAUCCGGCUGCAGAGUCAGUGACAAUGGGGUGUUUUCUGUGAUAUUUAAUUGUGGAAAAACUAUAGAAAUUAUGUCAUUUUCUCAGUGUACGAGGACCACUAGCAAAACUGUGAGUUAUAUUGAGACAAUGGGUAACAGACUUGUGCUUCGGCUGACCUCAGAUUGAUGGGAAGGCCUCCGACUUACUUUGGACUCAAUAGCUAGAUCGAGAGAUGCUCAUUUAUGAUCCGAUGAAAUCUAGUGCAUCAACUGGGAGUUCCACUGGUUUUGGCGGUGAUAGCCCUUUCUCCAUUUAUGGUUUCUGGAGUUGUUGCUGUUUGUGUCCUUUUGCUUAGGUUUUAUUGUGGUGCUUUUCUUCAGACAAUUGAUCGACAUGCCUUUGCUUCUGUUAUUUUGGUUAUGUUGUGUUGUUGUUGUUGUGUGUUGCAUUUGCUUGUUUAAACUCUUCGACUUUAAUAUGGUAAUGUGCUUUGGAUUAUAUCCUGUUGUCAAAGGUGAAGAAGCUGAUAUUUAUUUUA
Molecule: messenger RNA, 3771 nt
Organism: Asparagus officinalis (garden asparagus)
Lineage: Eukaryota; Viridiplantae; Streptophyta; Magnoliopsida; Asparagales; Asparagaceae
Product: EIN3-binding F-box protein 1-like
Exons: 3
Coding region: 1749-3419 (556 amino acids)
Biological process (GO): SCF-dependent proteasomal ubiquitin-dependent protein catabolic process
Cellular component (GO): SCF ubiquitin ligase complex
Molecular function (GO): protein binding
Source: RefSeq, a predicted model, not a curated record